AUGGGUUUCAUCCAGCUGGACUCGAGAGGUUUCGCCCUUGUUGGCCUCCUGGUGUUUGUUGCUUAUGUUGUCGCAACGCUUCGCCAAUGGGCGCGAUUGAGACACUUCAAGGGGCCCGCUCUCGCUGGGUUCUCUCAGUUGUGGCUUAUUUCAUGUGUUGGUGGCGGCAGAACUCAUCUUGACCUCUGGGAAGCAUGUAAGAAAUAUGGAGAUAUCGCACGUGUUGGACCAAACGACCUCAUCACCUCUGAUCCAGACUUGAUGAAACACAUGCUCAAUGUUCGCACACUCUUUCAACGCUCAAACUGGUACGAUGCCAUGCGACUAGAUCCUACCAAGGACAACGUCCUAUCUCAGCGCAAUGACGAUUUGCAUGCUACUACUCGUUCCAAAAUGGUCGGAGCGUACUCCGGCAAAGAAGUUGACAAUAUUGAGACAACCGUUGACACCAACGUUGAGCGCCUGAUUGAAUUGCUUGAUACUAAAUACAUUUCUAAUAACAAAGCUUUCGACUUUGGCUACAAGGCGCAGUAUUUUACCCUGGAUGUUAUCUCUUCUCUCGCUUUUGGCGAGCAGUUUGGCGAUUUGGAAACCGACUCUGACGUCAACGGUUACAUCAAAGCAAUGGAAGAGAGCAUGCCUACUAUCAUUGUUACGACUGUGAUGCCAUGGAUGAUGAAACUGCUACAACUGCCUGUUUUCAAACCUAUGCUACCGUCGGAAAAGGACAAGGUCGGUGUUGGCAGGGUCAUGGCUAUUGCUAAGAGAGUUGCUGUGGAUCGUUUCGGUCCCAAUCCAAAGGAACACAGAGACAUGAUCGGAUCUUUCAUUGCCCGAGGACUACUUCAACACGAAGUGGAAUCAGAGAUUCUCAUGCAGAUUCUAGCUGGAGCUGAUACUACAGCAACCGCAAUUCGGGCAACUGUGCUGUAUAUCCUCUCUACACCUCGAGUGAUUGAGAAAAUGCGAGCCGAAAUCGAUCAGGCUAGACCUAGUUUACCUGUCAUCACAGACAACGAAGCACGUGCCAUGCCAUAUUUACAGGCUGUCGUCAAGGAAGGUCUUCGAAUUCAUCCACCAGUUGUCGGUCUCAUGUCAAAGGAAGUUCCUGCCGGUGGUGAUACCUUCAAAGGAAAGCACUUGCCAGGCGGAACAAAGAUUGGAUACUGUGCUUGGGGAAUAUUCCGUCGACGAGAUAUCUGGGGUGAAGAUGCUGAUGAAUUCCGCCCUGAACGUUGGCUUGAGAGCUCAGAGGAACAGCUUCACCUAAUGGAAGGCACCCUUGAGCUUGUUUUUGGCUAUGGAAGAUGGCAAUGUCUGGGAAAGACCAUUGCACAGAUGGAAUUGAAUAAGGUUUUCGUCGAGCUUAUCCGUCGCUUUGAUCUUUCAGUGGUGAAUCCUAUCAACCCAUGGCACUCAAUCAAUGUUGGGAUUUUCUUGCAAUCGGAAUACUGGAUCCGAGGAUACAGACGGAUGAAUUAA
Messenger RNA from Fusarium pseudograminearum CS3096, 1482 nucleotides. RefSeq lists its product as uncharacterized. Gene Ontology annotation, molecular function: monooxygenase activity; heme binding; iron ion binding. The record is from RefSeq and is a predicted model, not a curated record. The transcript is spliced from 4 exons. Bases 1 to 1482 code for a protein of 493 amino acids. NCBI's taxonomy places the organism in Eukaryota, Fungi, Ascomycota, Sordariomycetes, Hypocreales, Nectriaceae.